Messenger RNA from Fibroporia radiculosa, 1953 nucleotides. RefSeq lists its product as uncharacterized. The record is from RefSeq and is a predicted model, not a curated record. The coding region runs from base 1 to 1953 and encodes 650 amino acids. Gene Ontology annotation, biological process: fatty acid metabolic process. Gene Ontology annotation, molecular function: medium-chain fatty acid-CoA ligase activity. Lineage: Eukaryota; Fungi; Basidiomycota; Agaricomycetes; Polyporales; Fibroporiaceae. The transcript is spliced from 12 exons.
AUGCCUGCCCCCACGUUUGCUGCAUUAUCUUUGACUGAACUUGUUUUUAUCCGAGCUCGUGACCAGCCGAACGAUGUCGCCAUUUACACGGGCAUAGAUGAACCGGGAGAUUUGCUGCGACCCCUCACGUAUGCCUUGCGUUCCUUCGAUGUUUUACACAAGUUUUAUGAGCGAGGUUCUAGAUAUCUGGAAGUUCAACGAGGGGUGGAUCGCCUUUGUGCGCACUACGCUAACUUAGGCUUGUUACCAGCCGUCGAGGAAAAUGGCCUUCCCCCGGAGCGUACGAUCGCAGUCCUAACGUCAACUGCAAUCGAUGAAUCACUUCUUGAGAUAGCCCUCGUAAAGCUCGGGCUGGCGCCAUUAUUGUUGUCUGUCAAUAACUCUGUCCCUGCGGUUGCACAUCUUUGCAAAAUCACAAAGUCUUCCCAUCUGAUCUAUGGAUAUAAGUUUCAUGCGGAGGCGCAAGAAGCGCAGAAGAUACUGUCUCAGCAAGACUAUCAACUGGAGAUCGUUCCGGAGAGACGUUUUCCUUUGUGGGGACCCGACGGCGCUGCCAAUGCUAAGAUAGAGCCAUUUUCCGCUGUCUUGCAGCCCAUAGAUGAGACAGGAAGGACCGCUGUCAUUCUGCAUUCCUCUGGAUCAACUGGGUUCCCCAAACCUGUAUAUAUUACUCAUCUAGCAAUGAUUGCAAAUGUAGCCGGCUUUGUCGCAAAGCCCGGAUUUAGCGCUCUCCCUGUGUAUCACGGAUUUGGCCAUUAUUGCGUUUUCAGGUGUUAUUACGCUGGUGUCCCAUUCUCACUUUUCCCACCCCACUUACCGCUGACAUCGGCGAAUGUAUGCAAAGCCAUUAAGGCCGUUCCGGUGCCUUGUCCGCUCUUCUUUGCCGUGCCCUAUGUCAUCAAGCUCUUAGGAGAAACGGAAGAAGGCGUUAAGGCCCUAGCGGACUUCGAGAGUAUUACGUUCGCUGGUGCUGCACUCCCUGAUGAACUGGGAGACCGUCUCACUGCCGCUGGCGUGAACAUAAAUGCUAUUUAUGGUACGACUGAGACGGGAUCUUUAAUCAAGUCCACCCGAAAUUUUGCAAUUGACAAAGCCUGGAAUUGGCUGCGCAUGGAAGGGCCUAUCGCAGACUAUAUGGUCAUGGAAGAUCGUGGAUCGGGCACAUUUGAGUCUGUCGUCAAAGACGGAUGGCCGGCCAAGAUCCAGUCAAACCGUCCAGACGGAUCAUAUGCAACGAAGGAUCUCUUCAUCAGACAUCCGAAACAUCAUAACUGGUACAAGUAUAUUGGUCGCUUGGAUGAUACACUCGUACUAGUCUUGGGGGAGAAGACGAAUCCUGUCCCUAUUGAACUCGCUAUCCGUGGCAAUAGUCCUUACGUCGAGGAGGCGAUUGUAUUCGGGGAUGGAAGGCCCCAAGUUGGCUGCUUAAUUUUGCCUUCGGAGCUGGGCAAGGAUUUGUCAAAGGAUAGGGACGCAUUUUUAAAGAGGAUCUGGCCAAUUGUGGAAGACGCCAAUGCGCAAGCUCCAACACAUUCACGCAUUCUCCCGGAAAUGAUAUACAUCCUUGAUUAUGGAACUCCGAUACCACAAGCCACGAAGAUGUCUAUUUUACGACCUGCGUGCUAUGCGAAGUUCAAGGAUAUUAUUGAAUCCGUCUAUGAUCGUUUCGAGAACGGGACCGGUGUAAACAAACUCGACCUCUCGAGGCCAGAACUAGAGGACUUCAUUUUGAAUGCACUUACGCAAACAUUGGGACAGCUAAAAGCCACUAGGUUGACGAGGACAUCCGACCUCUUUGCUUUCGGUGUCGAUUCCCUCCAGGCAACGCGCAUUCGGAAUAUUUGCCAGAAAGAGGUAGAACUCAAUGGAGCUACACUUGGACAGAAUGUUGUUUAUGAGAACCCAUCCGUAGAAAAGUUCUCUUACCAGCAUCAUCAUCGCGGCUUGUACUAA